CGUUUCAGAACGCAUAAUAAAUAAAUAAAAGUUCCCAUGAGAAUGCCAUGGAGAAUAGCCUUCCUCUCUUUCUUAGCCUCCCUGGCUCUCAUUUUCUCCAACGUUUGCACGGCCCAGGACUACGAGGACGAGAAGCCGGCGUCACCGCCGCCUGAGCAGCAACGGUGCGACGGCAUCUACGUCGCGUACAAUUUCCUGGGCCGCGAGAAGAUAUAUCCCCUGGUGACCAACACGUCAGCUCAGGCCUGGGCGUUCAAGGCGAUGUUGAGCGUCUUGAACGCCGGGGCCCGCGAGCUGAAGUCGUGGAAGGUCCUGGUGGGCUUCCAGUACAACGAGCUGUUGGUGUCGGUUGACGGGGCGGUCGUGGAGGCGGUGGUGGCGGAUGGAGACAGCGGCUUCCCCAUCCAGGUGGCGAAGAACGGCACGGUGUUCUCCGGGUACCCGAAGUCCGACUUGAAGACGGCGAUCGAGACCGCCGGAGAUUUCGCGCAGAUACGGUCGGAGGUGAAUAUAAAGGGGACUCAGUUUGGGUUGAGGGAGAAGGCCACCCCUUUGCCUAAGACCAUCAAGCUCUUGAAUGAAGGAUAUAAGUGCCCUUCUCCAAAACAUUUUUCGAACCAUAUGAGCAUGUGCUGCAAGAGGGAUCCCAAGUUCAAAGACAAGAAGUUGAAGACCAAGUUCCUCCCCCGACAACACGGCGACCUGAGUUUCACAUACGACGUGAUGUCGGCAUACGAGAACAAAUACCUGGCCCAAGUUACCAUCGAGAACAACAACCCGUUGGGCCGUUUGGACCAGUGGAAUUUGACUUGGGAGUGGAUGAGGAACGAGUUCAUCAAUUCCAUGAGAGGGGCCUUCCCUCACGUGAAGGACCCCUCCGAGUGUAUCUAUGGCCCACAAGGCCAGUAUUACUUAGAUAUGGACUUCUCUACCAUCCUCAACUGCCAGCCCAAGCCCGUCAUCUCCGACCUCCCACCCCAAUUCUCCGAAGACGAAAAGAUAGGGAAGAUCCCACAUUGUUGCAGGAAUGGGACACUGUUGCCCAAGACCAUGAACGAAACCAAGUCAAAGUCAAUGUUCCAGUUGGAGGUGUUUAAGAUGCCACCCGAUCUGAACCGGGCCAGCCUCAACCCGCCGCAGAAUUGGAACAUAGUGGGCCAGCUCAACCCAACCUACAAGUGCGGUCCACCGAUCCGGGUGGACCCGAGCGAGUUUCCCGACCCGAUGGGGACCGCCAUGACCACGACCGCCGUCGCGUCGUGGCAGGUGACGUGCAACAUCACCCGGCCGAAGCCGAAGCACGCCAAAUGCUGCGUCUCCUUCUCGGCGUACUACACGGACUCGGUGGUCCCCUGCAACACGUGCGCGUGCGGCUGCGGCAACGACGAGGAGAGGCGCUGCAAUCCCGACGCGCCGCCUCUCCCCCUCCCGGCGGAGGCGCUCCUCGUGCCGUUCGCGAACCGGACCGCCAAAGCCCUGGCGUGGGCCGACAUCAAACACCACAAGGUCCCCAGGAAACUCCCGUGCCCGGACAAUUGCGGGGUGAGCAUAAACUGGCACGUCGACUCGGACUACCGAACCGGUUGGACUGCCCGGAUGACGCUAUUCAACUGGAGGGACGACCCGUUCGCCGACUGGUUCACGGUGGUUCAGCUGAAGAAAACCGGCCGGGGAUACGAGAACGUGUACUCGUUCAACGGGACGAGGUACCCGCGGCUAAACAACACCAUCUUCAUGCAGGGGUUGCCGGGGCUGAACUAUCUGGUCGGAGAAGUGAACGGAACCCACCCGGAAACCGACCCGAGAGUGCCGGGAAAACAACAAUCGGUGAUCUCCUUCUUGAAGAAGGGUAUCCCCAAUGUGAACAUUGCAAAAGGAGAUGGGUUUCCCAGCAAGGUGAUCUUCAAUGGUGAAGAAUGUGCACUCCCCACACACAUUCCAAAGCGAUCGAGUGCGGCGCAUGGAACUCGGACCGGGUUCAUGAUCCCGGUUUUGUUUGUUUUCUUGGCUUUAUUGCUAUUGUCAGACCGGUUCAAUUGACCAUUGAUGAUGAACUAACUUUCUAAUUUUUCCCCCCUUUCAAAUUAUCGUAUGAUUGAGGUACAUAUUUAUAUUUUCCAACCAUGGUUAUAUGGGGAAAAAAAAUAUUACAAACCAAGGGUGUUUGAUAUUUGUCACAGAAAAUGAAUUUAACAAGUUUAG
Cuscuta campestris is the source of this 2202-nucleotide messenger RNA. The record is from the annotation of a GenBank genome assembly. Lineage: Eukaryota; Viridiplantae; Streptophyta; Magnoliopsida; Solanales; Convolvulaceae.